UGCCCCUGAUACUUUCCCUUCUUUUUCAUUUGGAGGACUACAGCAAAGGGCAAAACUGUGUCCCUUCCUUAUUUGCAGAUUGAGGCUUUAAUUGGGGCCUGAUCUCCACUCCUACAUUAAGUGGGGCACACCUUUUUGCACCUUCCUCCUUUGGACUUUUUGCCCCACUUCUGAACCCUGAUACUUUCCCUUCUUUUUCAUUUGGAGGACUACACCUUUGACUAAGGUUGUAUCCUGCUUUCAGACAACUACAAGGAAAGCUUCACAGUCCUUAUUGGGACAGAGCCGAUAGCUGAUACACCACUUCUAGACCUGGCAAUCCCAUGCUGUUGUUUCCUCCUCGGGACGAUGUGCCCCUCUCUCCAUAAGGAGUACUAGUGCUUGGGCGCCGCCUCGGGGGCUGCCCUGAACCCGUGUCUCUUGGAAGCGGCGGGGACCGGCACCACGACGAGAAGCCCCGGCGCCCCCCCAGACCCCACGGGGGUCGGCCCGCAUGCGCCUCCCUGCUGCAGGGCCACGGAGGAGGAGGAAGAGGAGGAGGAGGAGGAAGAGGAACUGCCCAACCCAGCCCUGGCGCCGGCCGGGGAGAGCGCUGCCACCACCGUGGGUUGGCGUUGGCGUUCCCGGGAGGAGCAGAUGGCCAUGGAGAGCUUGGCCGGCUAUGUCUACAAGGCAGCCAGCGAGGGGCGGGUGCUGACCCUGGCUGCCUUGCUCUUGAACCGCUCAGAGAGCGACGUCCGCUACCUGCUAGGCUUCGUCACCCACCAGGGUGGGCAACGCUCCACGCCGCUCAUCAUUGCCGCACGCAAUGGGCACACCAAGGUGGUGCGACUGCUCCUGGAGCACUACCACGUCCAGACCCAGCAGACAGGCACCGUCCGGUUCGAUGGCUAUGUCAUUGAUGGUGCUACGGCACUGUGGUGUGCAGCUGGAGCUGGCCAUUUCGAAGUUGUGAAGCUCCUGGUGAGCCAUGGAGCCAAUGUCAACCACACUACAGUGACCAACUCCACCCCGCUGCGGGCCGCCUGCUUUGACGGCAGACUCGACAUUGUGAGGUACCUGGUGGAGAACAAUGCCAACAUCAGCAUUGCCAAUAAGUAUGACAACACUUGCCUUAUGAUCGCUGCUUACAAGGGGCACGUGGAUGUGGUACGCUACCUCCUGGAACAGAAUGCCGACCCCAACGCCAAAGCUCACUGUGGUGCCACAGCCUUACACUUUGCUGCCGAGGCGGGCCACUUGGAGAUCGUCCGCGAACUUGUGAAGUGGAAAUCCGCCAUGAUGGUGAACGGCCACGGCAUGACGCCAUUGAAAGUGGCCGCCGAGAGCUGCAAGGCGGAUGUGGUGGAGAUGCUGCUGGCACAUGCUGACUGCAACCGCAAGAGCCGGAUCGAAGCUUUGGAGCUGCUGGGCGCCUCAUUCGCCAAUGACAGAGAGAACUACGACAUAAUGAAAACCUACCAUUAUUUAUAUUUAGCCAUGCUGGAGCGAUACAGGGACAGCGAGAACAUUAUCGAGAAGGAGGUCUUGCCUCCAAUAGAAGCCUAUGGCAGCAGGACUGAGUGUCGGACUCCUCAGGAGCUGGAAGUCAUUCGGCAGGACAGAGACGCCCUCCACAUGGAGGGCCUCAUUGUCCGGGAGCGGAUUCUGGGCUCUGACAACAUUGACGUCUCGCACCCCAUCAUCUACCGCGGUGCCGUCUAUGCGGACAACAUGCAGUUUGAGCAGUGCAUCAAGCUCUGGCUCCACGCUUUGCAUCUCCGGCAGAAGGGGAACAGGAACACCCACAAGGACCUCCUCCGGUUCGCUCAGGUCUUCUCUCAGAUGAUCCACUUGAACGAGCCGGUGAGGGCCAAGGACAUUGAGAGUGUCUUGAGGUGCAGUGUCUUGGAGAUCGAGCAGGGCAUGGCCCGGGUCAAAAGCUCCCAGGAAGCUGAGCUCCACACUGCCCUGGACAACUACGAGUGCAACAUCUUCACCUUCUUGUACUUGGUGUGCAUCUCCACCAAGACCCAGUGCCGGGAGGAGGAGCAAGCGCGGAUCAACAAGCAGAUUUAUACUUUGAUCCAGCUGGACCCCCGGACGCGAGACGGAUCCAGCUUGCUCCACCACGCAGUCAACUCGGGGACGCCGGUGGAUGACUUCCACACCAACGACGUCUGCAGCUUCCCCAAUGCACUGGUCACCAAGCUGCUCCUGGACUGUGGGGCUGCCGUCAACGCGGUGGACCUUGAAGGCAACACACCGCUCCACGUAAUCGUCCAGUACAACCGGCCCAUCAGUGACUUCUUGACUUUGCACUCCAUCAUCAUCGGCUUGGUGGAGGCUGGGGCUCACACGGACAUGGCCAACAAGCAGAAGAAGACGCCUCUGGACAAGAGCACCACCGGCGUCUCCGAAAUCCUCCUGAAAACUCAAAUGAAGCUGAGUCUGAAGUGCCUGGCCGCCCGAGCCGUACGGGUCCAUCAUAUAAGUUAUCGCAACCAGAUCCCCAAGACGCUGGAAGAGUUUGUAGAGUUUCACUAGGGCAGAUCUCUUGGGGAAUGAAUGGGGGUGGGAAGUGGGUUUUUGGUGGGUCGGUGAUGCACCGUUCCACCUCCCUACCAUUUAAGCGGCCACACAAUAAAAUACCAGGCAGAGAUUUUGGAUUUCCUUUUUCUGCUCCCUUUUUUCUGUAGCAAGCGCACACCAUCCAUGCCCUCAAGAACUUGCUUUGAUUUGUUACCUUUCCAGCCUCUGCAGGAGGAUAGGCUUCUUCUUCUCUCUUUUUGUGAUUUUGGGCAGAGAAAGGACAGGGAGAGAAUCAGACUCACAAUGAAAAUGGAGUGUGUUUUGAUGCUCCGAUACACACGGGUUUUUGUACCAUUGACAGCCGAGAAUGCAUUUUUAAGCAGCUACCUGCAAAGAUAAUUUGCGUUGAACCGAUUGAACCAGCCUGUUACCUAUGCAGCAGUUUGGGAAGCAGGGAGGAAGGAAGGGAUAUGUUGAGAAUGUACUGAAAUGUGCAAAGCGACCCAGGGAAAAAUUUAUUACUCACCAGCCUCUUUUUAAUGCCUUUCAGUUCCUAACAAAUUUUAUUUUUUAAAUUUCUGUUUGCCAUGAAAUGAAAACGGGGAAAACAAGCAGGAAAAUGCAGAUUGAAAUUCAGGUUUUAUGAGUGGCCUAAAGAUUAUUUCUUUUUGUUGAGACUGAAAAAAAAAAAGCCAGGCAGACCUCUGCAGAUCAUUCCUUCUUCAAAAGGUGGACAUAUUUUUCAAAAAUGAAAGUCGCACUGUUACAAACCCACACAAUGAAUGUGUGGGUUUGUAUGUCUAUCAUUGUUUUCUAAAUGUUUAAGGACAGUUCUCAGUCCCAGGCCUGAAAUAGUCAGCUGAAAUGCAUUUUUCAGAUACCUUUUAACUCGCUGGUAAAGAAAAAUAUUUUCAGAGGAUGAAAUUUUAAAUUUUUUUGAAAUGGAAAUAGGAUCAGGGAAGAAUGAGAAAUUGUGUUGGCACCCAGCCUCUUUUGCAAGAAGGUUCUGUGUCUCCACUCCUUUUAUUAUGGAUUGUUUUUGAGAAUACUCCCCUCUCCAUAAAACAACAAAAGCCGUCUUUUACAUCAUGAGUCGUACCUUUAUUAAAUGAGGAAUGUUUGACCUGUGGAACAUAUCUCUCUCCUUGGCAGAAACCUCAGCAGAUCAAUGUUAAAAGAUUUUGUUGCAAUUAUUUUACAGCCCACUUUCUAACAGUCAGGCAAUGAAAGAAUGUUCAGCAGUCAUCUUUUAAAAAACGAAUGAAAGAACUCUGAUUUAAAAUAAGAGCAAAAGGGCAUUCCAGGCACUGGGGUGUAUGUUUGUAAAACAAAUAAAAUCUUGAAUGUGACGUUA
Molecule: messenger RNA, 3865 nt
Organism: Anolis sagrei ordinatus
Lineage: Eukaryota; Metazoa; Chordata; Lepidosauria; Squamata; Anolidae
Gene: FEM1B
Product: fem-1 homolog B
Molecular function (GO): protein binding
Source: RefSeq, a predicted model, not a curated record